Molecule: messenger RNA, 662 nt
Organism: Cylicocyclus nassatus
Lineage: Eukaryota; Metazoa; Nematoda; Chromadorea; Rhabditida; Strongylidae
Source: the annotation of a GenBank genome assembly
AGAGACCUCCAGUACAGAUGGAAAAUCAGAAACAUACCUAUAGGCUGCAUUAUUUUGAUGUUCGAGGGCGUGGAGAGCCAAUUCGUCUAAUACUCGAAUACUAUGGCGUAAAAUACGAUGAUCAUCGUAUCAAAGAGGAGGACUGGCCUAAUCUUAAAGAAGAUGCUCCACUGCGAAAGUUGCCUUGGUUAGAGGUGGACGACGGAAAGCUCAAAAUUUCUCAGACAUCUGCCAUCUGUCGAUACCUCGCUAAAUCGUUGAACGCAAAUGACUAUUUCGGCGGAGCAACAAAGUCAGAUUCGGCCAAAUGUGAUAUGUACGCGGAUGCAUUCAUGGACUUCUUCACCCUUGCAGUAGAACGAGUUUUUGAGCAUGAUCCCGACCUGAAGGCCAAGAAAGAUGAAGAUUUUGAAAAGCGAUAUCCGGAUCAUUUGAAAGUGCUUGAAGAACAUCUUAAAGAAAAUGGCGGACAAUGUUUCGUAGGCAAAAAGAUCUUAUGGUGCGAUCUCGUGGCUGUGACCGUACUGUCUAUGGCAGAGGAAGCUAAAACGGAACUUCUGCAGAAUUUCCCUGACCUCCAAAGCUAUUACAAAUCCAUGCGAAAUCUGCCCGAAAUCAAAGAUUACAUAGAAAAUAACUGGCCUCCUUCGGCGACAGACUGA